ACAGCACAGUGCAUGCAUGAAUAGUAAAAUCACCACAACAGCACAGAUUUGAUCGAGAUGGUGACUGAUUUCCUGUUUGUGUGUAUCACUUUUAGUCUUGCUUGUAUUGGGCAUAGCCAAGAAUGCAAGAAACAUGUCGACUUCCCACUCUAUUACUGUGAUCCUCAAAAUCUACUUUAUGACUACUCCUCUGACUUGAAUGGAAGAGUUGAGUUGAAUUGUUCUAAAGACGAACGAAGUAUUGAGGCCAUGUUCAAAUCAGACGACGUUGAUCUUAGAAACAGCGAUUCAGCAUUUAUUUUGAACUGUUCUAAUGAAACACAUUUUGAGAUCUCUAGUUACUGCCGUUCAGUUGUAAUUUUGGACUCGAAUAAACCGGUAAACAUUUCUUUUCAUUUGUUGGGAGCUGUAUCCUGUACUGUUUUUGGCUGCUACUCGUACUUUCAAGAUUUUUAUAGUCUUAAUAGCACAGGUCAAAACUGCUAUUUCCCAGAAAUUGGAGACAACACACCAUCAGAAACGGCAAUUGCGUCUACAUCAUCAGUACAAUUGGUUAUGCCUACAAGCGCAACAGUCGCACCUAUUGUCAGUGUUACGAGUCUUAGAGUUACCACGACAACACUAUCUAAAAUUGGAGGCACACCAUCAGUAGGGGCAAUUGCGUCUACAUCAUCAUCAGUACCUACACAUGAAACAGUCACACUGGUUACUGACAUGGUAGCACUAUAUACAUUGAUGGUAAUCUUCAUUGUUGUGAUAUUGACUGUCUGUAUGAUCGGGAUUUUGAGUGCUGCAAGGUGGAGAAAAAACAAGUUUAUGUUGAAUCUUAGGACUGGGUAUGGCCUUCAAGCAAAUGUGAAACAGGUUUAUAAGCCUAUCACCGAUGCCAUGCUAAAUAUGAAGCUUCCGACUGCUACCUCUACCCUCACCAUCUUUGAUCCAUUCAACUAUAAUAGCAGCUCAGAAUCAGUCGGCACAGAAAACUCGAGGAGUGACUUUGACCUAAACCAUGACAUCAGAAACCAGGUUGAGGCUAUGAUUAUAGCUGCUCACAAUGAGAGUGUGGGCUCUUCCUAUCAAACAGAAGCACAAGGCAAUGAGCUUUACAUAUCUUCACAAUCUAUCGAUUAUCUCAGAAAUGGACAAGAAUUUUCCACACAGAAAUGGAAAAGCGAUCACGACAUUAAUACAGCAGCGACAACAUACAUUCAAGCACUUACAACACAUGUCAGUGAACCUUAUCUCAUACAUAAAAAAGACAAGCCUGAAAAUUCAAAAUCACAAGACUAUGUGACUGCUCUACGCUACACCAGCAACGAGGCUCUUUCAGAGAACGAUUGCUCUCUAUUGGAGGACUACCCCUUCAACAAUGGUCAUCAGCUGUCGAGCCAUUCUUUCAGUAAUGGUAUCACCAGGAGUGUCAGUAGUCAAAAUAUGAGUAAUCUAUCAAAUGGACAUGGCUAUGUUUAUGUGUAAAUAUUAUGCCUGUGUAAACGUAUAUUGAAUAGUGCCGACAGUGAUGACGCACAUAAAUUGGUUCCACGUUUUCUACAGCAGUUUUUUUGUCCCAAACUUGCUGAUUCAACACAUACAAAUUCAUUUACAAG
Messenger RNA from Halichondria panicea, 1607 nucleotides. RefSeq lists its product as uncharacterized. The record is from RefSeq and is a predicted model, not a curated record. The coding region runs from base 58 to 1476 and encodes 472 amino acids. The transcript is spliced from 4 exons. NCBI's taxonomy places the organism in Eukaryota, Metazoa, Porifera, Demospongiae, Suberitida, Halichondriidae.